CACAUACGAGCAGUAUAUUUCCUCUAGUAAAACAGAAAAGACAGUAAAAAGGGAAACCCUCACCAUCAAAUCAUGAGCUCCCUCCAAAACCCAUAAAACUCCUCCGCCGUAAUCGGUUUUUCGGCCACCCUUUUCCGCCGUAUUCAUACACACACACACACUCAUAUAUAUAUAUAUAUAUAUAUAUUCAUAAACCAUGAAUGAAGGUUCAUCCACCCAUGAUAUUGCAGAAAAGAUAAUAGACCCACCUGCUGUAAAUCCAAAUGAAAGUGCAGAAAAAUUAAUAGAGCCAAUUAGACUGCCGACAGCUGAAGAAGUAAAAGCCCAGGAUGUUUGGAACAAUUGUGCUGUUCGCAGCGUUGUGAGCGGCGUGAUGGGAGGUGCACUUGGGGUGGCUAUGGGGUUGUUUCUUGGUGCAUUGGACAAUCCGAUAACGGAUGAUAAGAUGACUAGUAUGCAGCAGAUUAAGUUUACUGCCAGGCAGAUGGGUGCAAGGAGCUGGGGUUCCUGUAAAACGUUUGCUGUUAUGGGAUUUGUUUUCUCUGCUGCUGAAUGCGUUGUUGAAAAGGCACGAGCAAAACAUGACAUCACCAACACAGUUGCAGGAGGAUGUGUGACCGGGGGUGUGAUGUCUGCAAGAGGUGGUCCGAAGGCAGCUUGCAUAGGCUGUGCAGGGUUUGCUGCUUUUUCUGUGGCAAUAGAGAAGUUUUUGGACAGACACGACUGAGGAAACAUCAGAAAGUUUGAAUAAAUUGGUUUUCUUGAAGACAAGCCUUUUGCAUUUACCUCAAUAUAUAGCAUAGGUUGCAAAGAGGGAUACUUACAGCUUGUUCCAUUUCUCCAAAUUUUUCUGAUUUAUUAUAGCCAUCAACCACUGUUCAUGGGACUUGUUGGUUUUGUAUCAGCAGGGAUAUUUCACAUCCCUCUAUUUAUUUGCAUCCAUAUGAUUUAGAGAUUGCGUAAGAUGAGAAAAAGUAGGAAAUUUUGGAAGUAUUUACUUGUAACAACAUUGACUGGCUUUCAUCAAGUACAUUUGACCAUUGGUUAGCGUUGUUAUGUGAGUUUUCCAGGUCAUAAACAUGACCUUUGGUG
Molecule: messenger RNA, 1092 nt
Organism: Erigeron canadensis
Lineage: Eukaryota; Viridiplantae; Streptophyta; Magnoliopsida; Asterales; Asteraceae
Product: mitochondrial import inner membrane translocase subunit TIM22-4-like
Exons: 4
Coding region: 197-727 (176 amino acids)
Biological process (GO): protein insertion into mitochondrial inner membrane
Cellular component (GO): TIM22 mitochondrial import inner membrane insertion complex
Molecular function (GO): transmembrane protein transporter activity
Source: RefSeq, a predicted model, not a curated record